Pocillopora damicornis (cauliflower coral) is the source of this 3391-nucleotide messenger RNA. RefSeq lists its product as uncharacterized. Gene Ontology annotation, biological process: embryonic organ development; regulation of transcription by RNA polymerase II; hippo signaling. Gene Ontology annotation, cellular component: transcription regulator complex. NCBI's taxonomy places the organism in Eukaryota, Metazoa, Cnidaria, Anthozoa, Scleractinia, Pocilloporidae. Gene Ontology annotation, molecular function: DNA-binding transcription factor activity, RNA polymerase II-specific; RNA polymerase II cis-regulatory region sequence-specific DNA binding. The record is from RefSeq and is a predicted model, not a curated record.
AGGAAGAUAGCGUCUCUAAGUACGUUAGGGCGGGCUGUCCAUUACAGUAGUGUAGUAGUUUAGGAUAGCCUGUCCACUUGAAAACUGCGCCGGCUUCGAUCUCACUUUUGUGAUAUUUCUCUUUUGGUUGGUGUAACAUAACGGCGGAAUCAUAAAUUCAAAAUUCAAAGCUUUUGCCGCUUCCGUGAGGUGUCAGAGUCCAUGUCAAAGAAAUCUUUCUUCAGAAUACGAGGAGAGCAACAGUGGCACACGGUAGUGUGUUAAAAACACGGCUUUUUCUACCGUAGUCUACGACAUGUCUGGUGAAGCGGAGGGAUUAUGGACGGGCGAAAUCGAAACAAGUUUUCAAGAAGCGCUCGCAAUCUACCCGCCGUGUGGAAGACAAAAGAUAAUGUUGUCAACCAAAGACAAGAUGUACGGGAGAAACGAGCUCAUUGCGAGAUACAUCCUCAUGAAAACUGGCAAAGUUCGAACUCGCAAACAAGUCGCCAGUCACAUUCAAGUUCUGGCCAGGAAAAAAAUCCGCCAGUUUCAGUCAAGGAUCAAAGAGAAGACAUACGUAAACGAUGGGUUACAAGAAAUGAUGACGAUGUCCUCCGCGGAGAUUCUGUCGCCUGUCGUGCACCACGGAAGCGAAGGCUACGAAGCCCCGUCAUGUUCUGAUAUUCCGCCUGGUCCUCCGCCAGCGUUGUUACCGUGCUAUUCGACUCCGGCUCCGAGUCAACAUGGACAAUUAAUGAUUGAAAUCCCCCGAGCCCGAACUCCACCGAAAUUGCAGUUCCCGCCGGUAGCGAGAGAGCACAUAGCAGGAAUACCCGAAUUUACGCCUCCUCGCACGCCUCCUCAUAAACUUGAAACCAACUUCCAAGAUAAUACUUUUCAAAGUAGUUUGACUUGGGAAGUACCUGAUAUUACUCAGGAAUUAAAUUACAGGGAGACACAAGAAGAGCUCUCUCCAAAGUCUGGCAUCAGCGGGAGUCAUAGUAGUAACAGCACGUGGCGAGCGAUUCCGGAAGUUAUUUACAGCACAAGAUGCAAAGAAGAGCCCGUUAUUUCAACUUGUGUCUUGGGCGUGUCAGCAUCGUCCACUUUGCCGGAGACACCGACAUUCGAUGAUUAUUUGGUGUACGACGCUGACCAGACUUGUCCCUCUAUUGACUUCUCGGACAUGUAAACAGUGGUAAUUAUGAAAAGAGCAUUCUUAUUUCCAUACUUGCAUGUUUUAUUUGUAAUUUUUUUAAGAAGUGUUCACAUUGUGUUUCAUUGUUUGCAUAACGAGUUCUUCAACGGAGCUUCCUUCACCCGUUUCAUGACUUUAAAAUCACUUUCCGUUUCGCCAACCUCUUCCUUUGUCUAACAACCUGUCGCGAAGAAGCUUCUCGUGUCGGGUACUUUCAAGUGAAAUUUUUAUUUUUCUAACCAUCAGAUCAAAUUAAUGUGAAUUUUGUCUUCAUCAGUAGGAAAAAUAUGUUGCGAGGAAAAACAUUUUAGGUUCGAACGGAAUUAGUCUUAAUCCAGUGUAAUUUCCACUUGUCAGAUCAAUUGUUUAGUUUCAUCUAAAUUUGUUCCAUUUGAACUUUCCAUUCAUUACUUAAAUUAAUUUCACCUAUCAAAAUCGUCACGAGCUUUUAUCGAAGAAGAAAAAGCAGCAUUUAAGACAUCUUUUCCUCUCUUUCAGUGAGAAAUAAGCUUGGCUUCUGGUUCUUUUUCGUUUAUUUCCGUUUCUGUUGUCUUUUUUUCGCCGUUUCAAUGCCACCUGUUAUUCGCUUUAACGGUUGACACAACAGAUACCCGUGUUAAAGGCAGGGCCUUUUUUCAUGUAUCUUGCUUAUCCAUUCUUCCAAAACAAAACUACUGUUUACUCUUUUCAUAAGAUCCUUUGUUGGUCACGGUUCACUGUGUAUACUUGUUGCUGCUCACACUUCAAUCUGAGCGGCUACAAUCCACCAGUUCUAUUCAAGUACCCUAAUUCUCUCUUGACAGGAGCACGCGCCACCUAGUGCCUUUUAGGCAAUUUUUUAUUCGUAUACUUUGAGUUUUGGAUCUACCGAGUUCAACGAUGAAGUUUUCUACUUCUCAUCUAUUAAGGUUGCGCUAGAAUAAAGGCCUAUAUCCAUAUGAAAAGUUUCUGUUCAAUAUUCAUUCUACUUACAACACUUUAGCGCUGAGGAAUACUUUUUGGGUUAGUAUAUCCUGUCUAGUGUCUAGAGCUACAAAGGCGUACUGAUGCCUUGUAAACGCUAAGACGGCUCUUAGCAGGCGGUUCGUCGGCUAAUUAGUCAAUUUUGGUCGUUGUUGUCACGUUGCUCUCACUUCCGCUCCUGUUAGCUUGUGCCAUCCAGAUUAUCACUUGAACUGGUUUCUUCCGUUUCUAUUUUUUAGUUGAAAGAAAUAGCUUAUUAUGAUCAUAUUAAAUCAGGGAUAAUGUAAUUUUAACUUAGACCAAUCUCAGUCAAUUGCUUUAUUUCGUUUUCUUGUAAAAUUUCAGUUAUUCUACGAAUUUGCGUACCAUAUUUACUCAACAAUCAAGUCUCCUCGAAAAGUAGUCUGAUAAGGUUCAGCCUGUGAUCGAUUUUUCCUAAUCUGAUUCUUGAAGGAAAAUGAAGGUAGAAAUACCAUGGGCUUACUUUUCACAAAGGAGUUAUUGUGUUAUUACGUUUAUGUCAGCAAAUAUCAAAAGUGUGAAUUUCAAAUAUCGUGAUCUUUAUCAAUAUCGCGGCUCGUGAUAAUAUUAAAGGAAUCUAUAGUCUGACCAACGCAGCGGAAGAGGACGUGAAAUACUGUUAAUAACGGAGACGAAUUUGAAUAACGCCUUCUAUAGAGUGCUACGUUGACUCAAGCUACUUAAUUCUUAUCAAAAGCAAAUCAAAAAGCUAAAUUUCGUAGUUAUCAUAUGUUAAAGAAAACUUAUACCCCAUUCACACCAGCAAAACAUAUUUAGCUAAAAUGGAUUCAAUUGAAUAAAAAUCAGAUACAGAGGACUGAAGUACUAAAUUUUUCAAAGCAUUCAAGUCGUCAAUAACUUGUAUUUUCAACAGGCUAACUUCAAAGUCGACAAACAACAGGUUUGGGCGGCUUUUAUGAAGGGGAGAAAAAUAUAAAUAUUGUUUUACUGAACAGCCUAAAAACAUGUUUAAGCUUUGACGUGAAUGGGGUAUUAGACAUUCAUAUUCAUCAAACUUUGUUUUAAUCGCCAGUUUUUAUUAUAAACUUCUGCUUUAAGCGUCGUGAACUGUGAAGCCUACUUGCACACGCAAAACUCCUAAGCUGUAAUUUAAACUGGAUUUCCAGUCUUUUUCGUGUAUUAUAAAUAAUGAGCUCGUAUUUUGUUAUAUUAUUCAAUGCAAGCGUUACUAUAUACGUAAAUUAAUCGUACUAACCAAUCGAAUUU